CUCUUAGGUAGGGUGAAAAAUUGCAGAAGAAAACAUAGCUCUCAAACUAAGAGCCCACAUACUCUGAACAGACUCCGUACGCACGAAGUAAGUCCCAAAAUAUCCACAGCCUCCUCAAGACAUUCCACACCCACGUUCUGCUGACUCAUUCAGACUUUAUCCAAUGAUGACGAAUCAUUUUAGCCUUUUGAUUGCCAUCUUGGUCAUCGCCAUUAAAACAUUAAACACUGAAGAAGAGCUGAAGGAGACUGGGUUUGGAUAUCCACCUCCCCGACACGGACUUGCCUUAAUAAAGUGGUAUGUGAAAACAUGCAUUGACAAUAACAUGGUGGCUCUCUGUGACCCUGUGGCUGGACAGUUUGGGUUCCAUGAGUUCCAUAACAGCGGGUUCGUGCUCCCUCCGCUGAAGGACAAACACACGUAUAUGUACUUCACCAUAGGAAACCUUCACUACCCACACUCUGAGGAUCUUCCCUAUGAAGUAAGGAAGUACUAUGAUCCACAUAACCAAAUAAGCAACAUGGACAGGGUCAUUGUGAAGCUCAACAGGAACACGAACAAAAUCGAGGAGAUCUACAUAUCAGAGCACUAUAAUCCUCAAAGAACUUUUCAGUUAGGAGCCUCUCUCAUCAGUGACUUAAGACAGUACCAGAGCUCUCAAAACAAGAUCUUCUAUUAUUAAAAGAUUUCCCCACAGCUGUGCCUUUUGCACUUUCAGUUUACAAGAUAUUUUAACUUUCACUUCUGAGUUUUUCUUCUGUACAGCCCACUUUAUUUCACUUCUCUUUUUUAUUCUCUCCAUCACAUGCCAUAAAAGGUUUAAUGUUUUCCAUGAAGUUGAAUGUGGACUUUAGACCUGGGUAGGUUUACAGUUUACAGCAAUGUGAUUAACGUUUGCCUACCUUUGGUCAUAUCAAAUAUAAAGAUGGGCUUUAAAGGUGAA
This is a messenger RNA of Cyprinus carpio (common carp), 943 nucleotides long. RefSeq lists its product as uncharacterized. NCBI's taxonomy places the organism in Eukaryota, Metazoa, Chordata, Actinopteri, Cypriniformes, Cyprinidae. The record is from RefSeq and is a predicted model, not a curated record.